AUGCGCCGCACACAGGACUUAGUAAAGAACGGUUUAGUGAAACUGAGAAACCAACAGGACGUCAAGGAUACUGAAGAUCCGGAGCUUCAAUGCCCAUCCAAUAUCGACAUUAGUGUGACCCAGGAUAUAACUGGCCAAGUGGUCACCUGGCCGACACCAAAUGCAACUAACAGCUCCGGGGGUGUCACUGUCAUCUCGUACCCGGAGUCUGGGGCAACAUUCCAGGCAUCAGUGUCUGGGCAAAAUGACACAGUGACUGUCAUGGCUGCCGAUGCUUACGGAAACUCUUUUAAUUGUACCUUCCUCGUAAAUGUCCGAUAUGAUGUUCCACCAGUGCUGACUUGCCCCGAUGUCAGUCAAGAAACAGCACCUGGUGAAAGCUUUGCCACAGUUACAUGGCCAGAUGUAGUUAUUACUGAUGACUAUACUAGUGACUCAGCGCUAGUGAUCACCAGGUCCCACGGGUCAAUGAUUGCCAACUUGCAGUACGAUGCCGACCCGGUAAUCGUCACCAUAACAGCACAAGAUGAGCUGGGUAACAUAGGGAGAUGCACAUUCACUGUUGAUGUUGUAGACACGGAGAAACCAGUGUGGUCAGCGUGUCCCGCGAAUGUUACUGAAAUGGCCGAAUUAGGAACUAAAUCCAAAGUUGUACGUUGGGGACUACCUUCUGUUAGUGAUAACUCAGGCAAGGAUCCCAUCGGGACUAACAACCCUCCUGCCUCUCAGCUCUUCUCGGGAGGUACUUGGCAUAUGGUCUAUACAGCUACUGAUGACUCCGGUAAUACUGGAACAUGCGAGUUCUACGUCACUGUGAUUGUCGACGAUGAUGUGCCUGAAUUCACCAACUGUCCGACGAGUCAAGUGAGAUUUAACUCGGACGCGAACACCAACUCAGCCGUAGUCGACUGGGGUGAUAUCACUGCUACAGACAACUCUGGGACCCCCACCAUUACAUCCAACUAUGCUAGGAAUCAGCGUCUUGACAUCGGAUCAUACGACUUGGUGUACCAAGCUCGAGAUAUCCAUGGCAAUGUAGCAUUCUGCAGAUUCAACGUCUUAGUGAUUGAUACUGAGGCCCCAGGAUUUGUUGCCUGCCCCGAUUCGUUCAGUGUAUUCAUUCUCGGCUCACAGCCUUCGGUCAGAGUCUCGUGGACGGAACCAACGUUCAUGGACAACUCCAUACAGGGUACCGUCACAGCAAUGCCAUCACCCGGCAGUAGUCCACCAGGAUCACAAUUGGCUCCUGGCGAACAUCUCAUUGAAUACAUGGCAAUGGAUGCCCAAGGAAACACUGCCUCCACCUGCUCAUUCACUGUCAAUGUCAUAGUUCAGACAGAUACCAUUGAACUGGAUGGUGAACUCCUGCUUGACAUCGUGCAUGGAAUCGAUGGCCAAUUCACCCCUACGAUAGCUCGUCUACAAAGCCUGCGGGACGACCUCGACGAUCUCUUUAGAAUCUCCUCUAGCUUAGCUCCAAAUUUUGUGGGAAUAGAAAUGCCUGCAUCAAUUUUUGAUGCGUCCAGUAACUUCAAGAUCCAGUUCCGUCUUCAUUUUAGUAAUCCGUCGUACUACAAUGAAGAAGAAAUUAAGCAAGCAUUUUACUCGGCUCUUACUGACAAUCUUAAUUUUGCCACCACCAAUACGAUUGUACCUGAGUCAUUCAAUUUAGGUGUAAGGGAAUUCCGCGGCCAGAUUACCCUGAGGCGAAUUGUAUCUUCACCAACAACUGAGGUGGACUUUGUUACCUGUUGCGGAGAUCCAACAAGUACUCAAUAUCUUGCUUUGGAAGCAAGAAUUCAUGAAAACCUGUGGUCAACCUUUAGGGGCUUGGGGAACUUCAGGAUGGUAAAGUCACUUCGGUUUAGAUCCGGCAGCGUCGUUGUACCAUUCACAGUAACACUUAGUGAUGGUUCAACGGCAACCACCCAACAUGCUGAUACUUUCUUUGCCAAUGCCAUUGAUGGGUCUUCCCUGGAGUGGAUGCCGGGUGGAGUGUCAUCAGAGCUUUUUCUUGAAACCGUUUCACCACCCAAUGUACUUCCAAUCACAGAGGUUUGCCCUUCUUCAUUCGAAUGUUUAUCAAAUGGAGGAACAUGUACUGUCAAUUAUUAUAAUGAUGUAUUUGACCACGUAUGCAGGUAUGAUUGUUAAACCAACAACAGUUUUGUGUGCCUAUAAGGGGGAAA
Messenger RNA from Strongylocentrotus purpuratus (purple sea urchin), 2189 nucleotides. RefSeq names its product hyalin. The transcript is spliced from 12 exons. The coding region runs from base 1 to 2154 and encodes 717 amino acids. The record is from RefSeq and is a predicted model, not a curated record. Lineage: Eukaryota; Metazoa; Echinodermata; Echinoidea; Camarodonta; Strongylocentrotidae.